CCGCGUUUCUCUCCACGGGCUCGUCUGCGUACGUCGGAGACGGAGUCGAGUUAUCCACUUUGAAUAAAAAAAAAAAAAGGACUCCGUUUCUCUCCCCUCCCCUCCUCCUUGGUGUCCGCUUUCAAGUGAAUCAGUGAUGAGAGUGGCCGAGAGGACAGACAAACGCGUUUCUUCUAUGUGGAGCGGCGGUGCGCAAAAGUGCGCUCCGCGGCUCGGCGUCGUCCUCGUCCUCCUCAUCCUCCGCUCCUGAGAUCGACCCAAAAAACCAAGAGGCGCGCUGAGAUCGUCACCGAGCCGCCUGUGCGAGAUGUGCUGUGGACUGCCGAUGAUUUUCCCUCCUCCUCCAGUUCAAAUUCAAUGGCAGACAAAGACUGCAUUUCUCACCGCUCUUGUUCCCACUGAGCUAAGAAAGUCAGAUCUGCUCUGCAGCUAAACUGCCGUCUCUGUUCUUCCCUCUGACUGUUUGCCAGUAUUCACUCGUCAGUUCGUUGCCAUGGCUUGUCUUCUGACAUCAGCCCUCCUUCUGGUUCUCCAAACAUAUGCUGCCCCACCUGAGUUUGUCCAGGCAGGAUUUGGAAUAACACUGGACCCCGUGGACCUUUACCCUGCCGUACCAGCCAACGUCUCCGGAGAUGUCGCCUCAACUCCACCCCCGGGAACGAGCAAACGAGCCCCGCACAGCAUCAUCAUUGGGGUGCGCAAAGGAGGAACGAGGGCGCUAUUGGAGAUGCUGGACAUUCACCCCGAGGUUGCUGUUGCUGCCACCGAGGUCCACUUCUUUGACUGGGAUGAGAACUACGCCAAGGGUUUUGAGUGGUACCGUGACUUGAUGCCCUACUCUUACCCGCACCAGAUCACAGUAGAGAAAACCCCAGGUUACUUUACUUCAGCCCUUGCACCAGAACGCAUCUGUGCCAUGAAUUCAUCUAUCAAGCUGCUUCUGAUCUUGCGAGACCCGGCCGAGAGGGUCAUCUCUGACUACACCCAGGUCUACUUCAACCGACUGGAGAACCACAAGCCGGUGCAGGCCAUCGAGAACCUGCUAGUGCGGAACGGGGCCCUCAACAUCCGGUACAAGGCCAUUCAGAGGAGUCUGUACGAUAUCCACAUGCGCAACUGGCUUCGCCACUUCCCCCUGGAACAGAUACACAUAGUGGAUGGGGAUGCCCUGAUUCGCGAUCCUCUCCCAGAGCUUCAGAAGGUGGAGCGGUUCCUCAACUUGCCGCCCAGGAUAGUAUCCUCCAACUUCUACUUCAACCAGACCAAGGGGUUUUACUGUAUCCGAAGCGACGGCCGAGAGCGCUGUCUUCAUGAAUCGAAGGGGCGUCCCCACCCUGCCGUUAACGGCACUGUACUCCAGCAGCUUCGCUCGUACCUACAGGAACACAACCGAACCUUCUUCAGGCUGGUGAAGCGCACCUUCGACUGGCAAUAAGAGACGCACACUGGACUCAUCAGAGCCACUACCUUGUCUGUGAUGAGGACAAAAAAAAGGGGGGGAGCUAUAAAGCACUUUACAGACAAUUUAAAGCCCCCUUUGAAUAGCCUCGUAAUGCUGUUGUAAUCUCUGGUUUCAGCAGAGCAGUUCUAUAUUUACAUGAUUAAAGGGGGAAAAAUAUGAGAACCUGUAACUAGAGGCGUAAGAUUAUAAGAUUAAAUGGAAGAACCUCCAAGCUUAAGUCAUUCUGUCUGUGCUGGAAGCGUUUAAGUGGUCAAAUUGCAGUGAAAACAAGUUUAUGAAACUGAUUAACUUUUUCCCCCCUCUCUCUUGUUUGAUAUUCUUGUUCUUGAUAAUAAAUCGUUCUGCUUUCAAAUCUA
Molecule: messenger RNA, 1818 nt
Organism: Mugil cephalus (flathead mullet)
Lineage: Eukaryota; Metazoa; Chordata; Actinopteri; Mugiliformes; Mugilidae
Gene: hs3st1l1
Product: heparan sulfate (glucosamine) 3-O-sulfotransferase 1-like1
Exons: 2
Coding region: 494-1435 (313 amino acids)
Molecular function (GO): [heparan sulfate]-glucosamine 3-sulfotransferase activity
Source: RefSeq, a predicted model, not a curated record